Messenger RNA from Penicillium brevicompactum, 1086 nucleotides. Its product is annotated as tetratricopeptide repeat protein. Gene Ontology annotation, molecular function: protein binding. Lineage: Eukaryota; Fungi; Ascomycota; Eurotiomycetes; Eurotiales; Aspergillaceae. The coding region runs from base 1 to 1086 and encodes 361 amino acids. The record is from RefSeq and is a predicted model, not a curated record. The transcript is spliced from 6 exons.
AUGCCGUCAUUGCGGAACAUCCUCCACAAACGCGACGAGCUUACUGAACCUACUGAACCGCCCGCAACACCAGAGUUCAAGCUCAUCCGCUCAGACACACAUACCCAAGAGAUAAUCACAACCCAAGAUUCCGACGCAGAUCUCCUAUCUUCACCCACACAGGAGACCCGCUCAUCCCCGCGCCGCAGCUUCCAGCUCUUCAACCGCUCCUCCAGAGCAGGCUCCGCAUCCUCACAGUCCCCGCCGCGCCGCGAGCGCCGUCUCUCAACCCUCCUCCACCUCGACUCCCGAAGUCGGAGUAACUCGCGUGACUCCGUCAAUCUCCCUGCAGAUCUCCCGCAGAUAGAAGAUGAUCAGGGUGCCUCCAAGCAGGAGCGCGAAGCACAGUGGGAGAAGAGGGCGACGGUGCUUGUGCAGCGGAACCCGCAGUUCGGAUAUUCGGGGUCCUCGUUGCCGGGACAGGUUGAGGAGCCGGUAGGUCUUGGGGUGGAGCAGGCUAGAUCGAGGAGCUCGAGUCGGAGCCGUGUGGUUUCAGAUCCGGAUACCGAUAUCAAUAUUCAAGAAGCGAUUCGAUUACAUGAAGCUGGAGACCUUGAGCGAUCCACGCAUAUGUUUGGACAGCUUGCUGAUCCGAAUGGUGCAAAUAACCCAUUAAGCCAAGUCUUAUUUGGUCUCGCGUUACGACACGGAUGGGGCUGUCCCCAAGACCUACCACGCGCAGUAACCUACCUAUCUGCGGCAGCAUCAAACUCGGCCGCGGUCGAAGCCGAGGCCCUGCGCGCCGGGGUGAAAAAGGGCGGCUCUGCCAAGGGUGAACUUGUCCUGGCUAUGUUCGAGCUUGCCAAUUGUUUCCGUAAUGGGUGGGGACUGGCAAAAGACCCUGCUGCUGCUCGGCAGUAUUACGAAACUGCAGCCAACCUGGGGGAUACUGACGCCAUGAAUGAAGUGGGUUGGUGCUACCUCGAAGGAUUUGGUGGGAAGAAAGAUAAGUUCAAAGCGGCCAAGUAUUAUAGACUCGCAGAGGAAAAUGGAUGUCCUACGCUGGGCAACUCAUGGAUUUGGAAGGACAAGUAUAGCCCAAAGUGA